This is a messenger RNA of Schizosaccharomyces cryophilus OY26, 3328 nucleotides long. RefSeq names its product regulator-G-protein signaling Rgs1. The record is from RefSeq and is a predicted model, not a curated record. The transcript has a single exon. Gene Ontology annotation, biological process: intracellular signal transduction. The coding region runs from base 1513 to 2967 and encodes 484 amino acids. Lineage: Eukaryota; Fungi; Ascomycota; Schizosaccharomycetes; Schizosaccharomycetales; Schizosaccharomycetaceae.
GGAAACUCGGUUUCGGUUCUUCCAUUGUUAACAAAGUGAACACUUUAUGAUUGAAUACAUGUCUAAAGAUAAGCAAUUUGUACUAUGAAUAAGCGAAUGACUCAUUCUACCAGUCAUUGGCAAAAGUUAGGUUUUCUCCUUUGUCUAUUUAAGAAUCUACCUUUUUACCUUCCUUUCAUGUUUCCUUUUUAUCUUUCAUAUGUUCCUCUUACGUUUGACAUUAACAGAAGCAGCCAUCGAGUUCGUUCUAUGAAAGCUUAUUAUGAAUCCAGCAAGCAAGCAGGCCGCGCCUUUGACGUGUAUCCAUUGUUGUCGAACCUUAUGCAAAAAGAAUAACAACAGAAACGAGACAAUACUGUUAUUUCCGUUCGUUUGUUACUUCUUUUCUUUCUAGGUAAGGUUCGUGUUUUAGCCAUUGGUUUCUCAAUGUUCUUAGCGGUGUUGAUUCUUGUUUCUUUGGUACUCUAUUUGGUCUGGCCGAUUGGGUUCCUUACCGUCUUGUCUUAACAACGACAGUUAGUGAUUAGUUUAACUUUGUCCUAAGCCUUUGAUGGUUGUCUGAUUUUUUACUUUUCCCUUUCCCUACAGGAAAAAUAUCACUUUGUGGCAUACCUACUGGUCAAAGCUUUGUCCAGUCAAGGUACUAAAAACAAUAAACCAAUAAACCAUUCCUGGGUGCCGUUUUGUUUACUGAAUUUCUUUCUCUCAUCAUUUUUAGCGUAUCAUAAACCUCGUUCCGAAAAAAAUAAAGCAUUAUUAUUUUUGGCGCAUUAUUGCUACGAAAAUGGUUGGUCUAUCACACCGUUUGGUUCCCCUUAUUAAGGACCAUAUUCUGACAUCCUUCACUUCACUGCUUCUCUCCCUACCACUUAAAAUGCCACGCUGAAAGCUUGUUACCUGUUCCUCCUCGCUAAUUCGGCAACUCGGCUCCCUUUGUUCUCGUUUAUCUACCACCAUUGGGUCAUUUCAUCUUCUCUUUGUUUCACAUGUCAAUUGACGUUUCUUUGUUUUCACGUUCCCAUAUAAUGCCUUGUGUUUCUUCUUUUCGGUCUGUCUAUACGUCCUCCGCUUCGAAUUAAAUUUGCUAUUCCAAACUAGGUACUGUACUACUGUCUGUGGUAUAUCCAGUUCGUUUAAUAAGAAAAUAUAUGAAACCUCCGAAAAAAAUUCCAUUUUCUAUCUAGGAAUCCUUUUAUUUUCUUUUAUUAUUUUAUUUUAUUUUAAUUAUUUAAAAAUUUAUUAGACUCUUAGACUUUUUUUUUUCGUUUUCUUUAAUUUAGAUUUCUCUUUGCUUCGGUGUUUCAUUUCGGAUUUGCAUUUUGUAUGCUAUUUUAUUCUAUCUUUGGUUGGUAAUUGUUUUAUUCAUAAUUCGAAUUUCUAUUAUUUUAUUUUUAUUUUUAUUUUAUUUUAUCUUUGUUUCAUUGAGACAUAAACAAACUCUCCUCUCCUUUCUUUAUUUCCUGUUUUCGUCCCUGUUUAUUUGAUAUAUCACGGAAUUUUUAUUUUCUCAUAAUGUGUUCUAUGGUUGAACCAAACACUCCACCUCCUUGCUAUGACAGUAUUGCGACAGCUGAAAACCACCGUGCCUCUGGACUCGAUUGGGGAGUCAGAGAUCGACGCCAGCAUUGCUCUCGCCUUAUGAAAAUGACUCCUUACGGUCGACCCUUUAGUAAAGAUUUUUUAGAACUAUACUCUGCAAUGAUUAUUUCUACUCCCUUUUCAAGGAAUCGUUCUCGUUUUCGCACGAUAGACAGUUCGUGUACGCUUCUACAGCUCUUCAGUACCCUUGAAAACUUGGAAUUAAGCCAGCUUAACCGACUAAAAGGAAAUACAGGUAACAAAUUGCUAAAGUCAACAACAAAAUUCACUGUUCCUAAACAAGCAGCUAAAUGUUUAUGUGAAAUGUUUUUAAAUGCACGUUUGCUCCAAGUUGUCCAUAACCCCUUGGCCAGAAAAUUUACGACAGAAAAAUGUGUUUUGCAGCUCACAAGCAAGGGUAUUUCCGUUGUUGAGCGAUUUUUACAGCACAAUGGUGACGAUUCCAUCAAUGUAAAUGUUUCCCUACCCUCAAUCGACUCUUCACCAGUCAUCGUUCCCGUUUCUCGUUUCUCGAGCACCGAUCAGAUUUUACAGGAUGCUUCUUUUUCCGAAAUGCUGUUACAGCGCAUGCUUGGACCUUAUCCAGAAUCUUUACGAUCCCGUCACGAGUCACUGGUACCUAUUUACUUGAGUUCGACGCAUGGGAAAAAGCAACCGCCCAAUACCACCAAGUACUUGCUCUUUGGAAUUGACAUUGCUGAGUGGCUUAUGAACAACACAAUGCUAUUGGAUUGGAAUGAGGUUGUCUCUGUCGCCAACAAUCUUCUUCUUUAUUCUUAUUUGAGUCAUACACACAGCACCAAUGAUCCAUACUCUUUUAGUUUUGAGAAAGGCGUUUCCUACUUUUUGACUCCCAAAGCUUUGGAAACCGUUGGCUGGAUUGAAACUCCUUCUGGUGCCUCCAUGUUUCAGCAUAUUCAACAGUUAGAUUCCCAUUCUUCGAACAAAGAACUUUUGGAGUCAAUCCUUAAGAAGCCUAGCUUGCAAACCUAUUUUUUUGAAUUUUUAAAGAAGAACUAUUGUGAUGAAAACCAGCAAUUUUACUCGGAGGUUUGCGAGUUUAAUGACUUUUUUUCUCAGGCAAGUCAAGCUAGUGAUGUCGUUGCUGUUCGUGAAAGUUUUGUACAUGCCUGCGGAAUUUAUAAUUGUUUUCUUUCUCCUGACGCUCCAAAUGCUGUAAAUUUACCAGGUGAUUUGUGUGAACGAAUUUCCAAUCAUAUGUCUUUGGCAAUGGAAGUGGAACCAUUGGACGAAUGGCUGCGUAUUGUCCAUAAACUUUUCCUGGAAGCACAAGCCUUAAUUUUGGAUUUAAUGGCCGGUGAUUCUUUGCUAAAAUUUCUUGAGUCUCAACAUCCUGACGAUCAAUAAGCUAGAUUUGUUUCCUUUUUCCUUCCCUUCCCUUCCCAUUGCUUCCCUUUUGUUUUUGACUUUGAAACUCUUUCUUUUGCUUUCUUGCUAUAUGCUCAUCUAGCAUGACUUUUUCAUGAUUUUUAUGCGAUCUUGUUACGAAUAGCUUCAUGACAAGACUAUAGAUGGUUUGGUGGCUUUUCUUUGCUUUAUUAUGUAAUUACUUCUGGUUUUCUGUUUUCUCUAACUUUGAUGACAUGCGCAAAAAAAAAAAAAAAAAAAAAGAAAAAAGGAAAAAAGAAUAAUCUUGUCACUCAUUUCUUAACUAAAAUGUAUAUAUUAAUUUAGGAUACGUACGGAAUAAUUAUCGUUGAAUCUAUGA